Messenger RNA from Fusarium falciforme, 438 nucleotides. RefSeq lists its product as hypothetical. Bases 163 to 438 code for a protein of 91 amino acids. The record is from RefSeq and is a predicted model, not a curated record. Lineage: Eukaryota; Fungi; Ascomycota; Sordariomycetes; Hypocreales; Nectriaceae. The transcript has a single exon.
CUUCUUCUUCCUCAACCAAACAACAGGCCUCGCCUUCUCUCUGCCUUCUCAGGAAAACAACGAUCUAGCUGUCUCGCCCACCUCAGCUACAUCUCACAACAACAAACAAGACAAUUCUAUAUCUUUCUAAACUUUCUUCGCCAACACCACCUUUCAAUCAAAAUGUCCGGCCUUCCUCCUCAGAAGUUCCUCCCUCUCACCCCGGCUCCCCGGUCCAACUUCCUCUCGCUGGCCCCGGCCACCUCUCCCUCGUACCCCAAGAAGCCCGUCACCAGCUCGCGCUCGCACGCCAGGCCCGCUGCCCCUCGACGAUCUUCCAGCGGAUCCUCGAGCUCCAGCAGCUCCAACGGCUACCGCAUCCUCAAGCUCGGCCCCGUCCACUACGGCGAGCACGCCGAUGACCACCAGGCCGACUUCCACGAUGUCAUCCUCCACUGA